ACCGUGGAUUUCGCGACAGAAGGACUAAGCUUCGAUAUUCUCGCUGACAUUCCAUUUUUUACAUAAUCCAUAUUCUUCUAGAUUAAUCAUAAAUUAAAAAUUCAUGUUAAAAAACAACGUAAUUUGUGCUUGUAUACUUUUGAUUAUGUCACUAAUUAUCAGUGAUAAGACAUUUUGGUGUUGAAAGAUAUGUCAAAGGUCACGUGUAUUAUAUGAUUGUUGGACGUGCAAACAAUGGAUUUUCGUUUCCAAUUAUGUCUGCAGUUUCUGCAGUUGUUGACAAAUUGUUGUGUUGCUGAAUUUGCGUUCCAAGAAGAAUAUUAUGAAGGCAAUCCAUGCUUAUUAGACAAAGGACAGAAAGGAGUAUGUAAAAAUAUAACACAAUGCCCCGAAAAAUUAAAAGAAACAAAGCAAGGUUUAAGAGGUCCUAAUCCAAACGAUCGCUGUGGCUUUUCGGGUUCAAUGGAAGUUGUUUGUUGUCCAUUACAACAUAUAGACGGAAAAGUGGGCCUUCGAUCUGCUGACGUAGCUUGUCAUCAGUUCGAGAAUGAAAUACCAAUAUCUGAAGGAUUAGUUUUCCACAUACUUGGUGGUGAUGAAACAGUCGAAGGUGAAUUUCCUUUCAUGGCUGCUUUAGGAUAUCACGACAAAGAUCGUAAAGCUGUUAUCAAUUAUAAUUGCGGUGGGUCCUUGAUCUCUACCCAAUAUAUAUUAACUGCCGCACACUGUAUAAUAAAUGUAAAUGGUCAAGUUCCAGUAGAGGCACGUAUGGGUUCAGUCAAUCUUGAAAUCAGUAACGAGGCCGUACAACGUAUUCUUAUUGCUGAAAAAUACCCUCAUCCAAAGUAUAAGAUGAAUGCACACUAUUAUGACAUUGCUCUUAUUAAACUGCGAUUUCCUGUUAAAUUAACUGCUACUGUUAAGCCUGUGUGUCUUCUGACAAAAUCCGUUGAGAUAGCGGAUACAAGAAAUGCUUCCCUAAUAUCAGCAGGAUUUGGUGCUACAAGCUUUGACACCGAACGUUCUUUAAAAUUAAUGAAAACUCCCAGUUUGAGUCUUGUGAGCAGAUUUGCAUGUGAUAACAUGUACACUAAUGUUAGAAAACUUCCUCAUGGAAUAGAUGACACUAUGCUUUGUGGCAGGGAUGCCAACGUGACGAGGCGAUCAGACGCCUGCCAAGGUGACAGCGGAGGUCCACUAUUAUUGAGAAAGGAAAAUACUCAAUCUCUUGUCGGUGUAACUUCAUUCGGAUCAAGUUGUGGCAGCAGUGUGCCAGGUGUAUAUAUGUCCGUGUAUCCUUUCCUAGAUUGGAUAGAAGCUCAAGUCUGGGGCGAUGAACAGGUGUUCGUCUAUCCCGGUCAACUCACUUCCUAAUAGACUGAUUAUUAAAUUAAUAAUUGUAUGCAAAACCUUGAAAUCGUAAGAAAUAUGUAACUUUCUCGUGCAUCGCACCUCGAUUUGAGAAAUGAGGAACCUUAGAGUCGUUAUGAAAAUAUAUAUCGACAAUUGCCUGACAUACUAAGAAAAAA
Belonocnema kinseyi is the source of this 1529-nucleotide messenger RNA. Its product is annotated as serine protease persephone-like. Gene Ontology annotation, biological process: proteolysis. The transcript is spliced from 6 exons. Gene Ontology annotation, molecular function: serine-type endopeptidase activity. The record is from RefSeq and is a predicted model, not a curated record. Bases 235 to 1374 code for a protein of 379 amino acids. NCBI's taxonomy places the organism in Eukaryota, Metazoa, Arthropoda, Insecta, Hymenoptera, Cynipidae.